Messenger RNA from Sebastes umbrosus (honeycomb rockfish), 2896 nucleotides. Its product is annotated as limbic system associated membrane protein. NCBI's taxonomy places the organism in Eukaryota, Metazoa, Chordata, Actinopteri, Perciformes, Sebastidae. The coding region runs from base 334 to 1347 and encodes 337 amino acids. Gene Ontology annotation, cellular component: neuron projection. The record is from RefSeq and is a predicted model, not a curated record. The transcript has 8 exons.
AGAGAGGGGGGAGAUUUUCUCAGACUGUGAACAGAAGCCUGCCUCUCUCCAUCGCAGUUGCUGGCUGUGCCGUCUCUUUUACGCAGAGAGCAUUACGCAUCAGUGGACUAUAGAGCGAGCGAGGACCACCGCGCGUUUUCGCCCCAAAAGUAUCUAAGGAAACCUUUAUCACCUCUCCAUCCCGCACCGAUUUGGACCUAUAGCCAUCCCGCGGUUUUCCGAGAAGUCUGGACAACUAUUACUCUUCUUCCUCCCCCCUUCCUCCUCUUUCUUUUUUUUUUUAUCCGUGGAUCUAUAGCUCCCGAAAAAAAGCGCGCUCCUGUGCUUUUUAAAAUGCAAGUCGGACGCAAAUCGUGUUGGAGGCAAUUGCAGGCGUCUCUUUUCAGACUGCUCUGUCUUAUCCCCACAGGAUUCCCCGUCCGGAGUGUGGAUAUGCAGCGGGCCACCGACAACAUCACCAUCCGCCAGGGCGACACAGCGAUCAUAAGGUGUUAUGUGGAUGACAAAGUAUCCAAGGUGGCCUGGCUCAAUCGAUCCAACAUCAUCUUUGCCGGCCAGGACAAGUGGUCCCUGGACCCCAGAGUAGAUCUGGUCACUAAAGGACAGCUGGAGUACAGCCUGCGCAUACAAAAGGUGGAUGUGUAUGACGAGGGGUCGUACACCUGCUCCAUACAGACGAAGCAGCAGCCCAAGACCUCGCAGGUCUACCUCAUUGUACAAGUUCCAGCCAACAUCUACAAGGUGUCAGAAGACAUCACGGUGAACGAGGGCAGUAACAUGACACUCAGCUGUUUGGCCAGUGGCAGGCCGGACCCUGCAAUCACCUGGCGGCUGCUCAACCCCUCAGCAGAGCCGUUGGACGGAGAAGAAUACCUGGACAUUAUAGGUAUCAUGCGAAACCAAGCAGGUCGUUACGAAUGCAAGGCCAGCAACGACGUCGCCACGCCUGAUGUCAAAUACGUCAACGUGGUUGUCAGCUAUCCUCCAACAAUAAAGAAAACCCAGAGCUCAGAGACUCCAGUGGGCCGCAUGGGGACAAUGCAUUGUGACGCCACCGCUGUGCCCACACCAGAGUUCGAAUGGUACAGGGACGAAAAAAGGCUCUCCAAUGCCCAGGGCAUCAAUAUCCAGAUUCUUGGCACGACUACCAUUCUCAUGAUUGCCAACGUCACCGAAGAGGAUUAUGGGAACUAUACCUGCGUGGCCUCAAACCGACUGGGCGUCCAGAAUGCCAGUCUUUUCCUCUAUAGACCUGGGACAGGUCGAGAUAUAAACGGCUCUGCCUGUGUAUCUCAAUCACUGUGGCUCCUGCUGGCCUGCUUCGCCUGCCUUUUCUUCAAGUGUUAAUACCGCUGUCCACCUCUUCCUCUUCUUCCUCCUGGCCUUUCUUCCUCCUCCUUCUCUCCAACUCACCGACAUCCUUAUUGCUACCUUAUUAUCAACUUUACCGACCCCUACCCCCAGACUGUUUGCAUCAUGAUACGAAAGCCCAAUGUGCUCUCAAGCACUGCUUACAGAUAUUCCGAAAAGCGAUGGGUUAUAAGUAAAUAAGAACAACAAAAAAAACAGUGAAAUGAAGGACAGAACAAGCAAACAGUGCUCUUUUAAAGAAUUACAUUGUUCUUUUCAAUUCGUAUGCACUUCUUUAUUUCUGCUAUAUCUUGUCUUCGGGUCUGGAUCGGGUUUGUUGUGAUUUUGUCUUUAUGGGAAAGCAGAGGCACCCGCUCACAGGGAAGCCAACAAUCAUUUGUCUCUAGAAGUACUGAAGACAGAACAGUAUAUUUCUUCUUACUCCCGUAGAUGCAUUAUUUUAACUUAAAUUGUAGAUUUAACUGAGUGUUUAACCAGUGCAUUAAUGAGCAACAUGCAAAGUAUCUGCCAAAUAUCCAUAAACUAUAUAGAUUUGAAACUAACACAUACAGAAAUCAAAAGGGAAAAUACUGUAAUGAGAUCAGAGCUUGAUAUUGAAGUCUGUACUACCAUAAUCUGAUGCUACUAGACUGAAAUGCAGACAUAGAGCAUUAGUCGAAUAUCUCUCCAAUCAAUGACAUUAUUUCUAGAUGCAGCAGCCACUCGGGUUGUUGCUGUUGAGCCCAGAAAUCGAGGAUGCAGUGAAUAGAAUCGACUUGAUCCUACUGAGCUAAACCAUGCGGAGUGCAAACCAGGGGAAUUUAGUUUAUCUGGAUAUUGAUAGCUACAUCUUCAUUCAGUGGCUUUGCAACCACUCGCCUUUAUUCCAAAAGAAUCCCCUCUUUUCUUUUGCAGCAGGAAAAGAAACACAGUAGGUUAUAAUGAUGCGUACUGUACAUAGUAAAUUUUGUAUUUCUCUAUGAUAAGACAACUUGUUCUGCCACUGUAACAACAGGACACAGGAGAAAAUUGUCGCAGUGUAUGUUGCUUGUUUGAUGACCAACCAACCAUACUGUGCAGUUUGUCUCUGCUCCACAGCAGGCUGCACUGCAUUUAGCUGCAUAUACUGUACCACACACAGUGUUUGCUCUUAGUUUAUGAGUUUUAGGAUCAUUCUUCUAUACUGCUGGAAUUUGGAUAAAAAUGUAUGACACCAAUGAAUGACUUACUUUUUAGUUUUUCCUCUUUCAAAGAAGUAUGCGUGUUUUAAUAUGAAAUGAUACAGAAAAAUUCAUAAUAUAUUGAUAUUGAGGUUGAUUUUUUUCUGUCCUUACCUCAUUCAUUUUAGUUGUGUGUGUAUAUAUAUACUUGAAUCCAAUAUCCUUAUACUAUAUGAAAAGGCAAAUUUUAUGUGUCCAUGUUUCUGAAUAGGGUAGCAAUUUGUUGAGGACGAUUAACUUGUAGAUCUAUUGAAUCUCCCUCCCUGUUCUAUCAUGUGAACCGAAGCCCAUUAGAAAAUGAUGUUUUUAAAAAAGCAUAUAAAGAA